Molecule: messenger RNA, 1871 nt
Organism: Strongylocentrotus purpuratus (purple sea urchin)
Lineage: Eukaryota; Metazoa; Echinodermata; Echinoidea; Camarodonta; Strongylocentrotidae
Product: ADP-ribosylation factor-like protein 5B
Exons: 8
Coding region: 338-874 (178 amino acids)
Biological process (GO): protein localization to Golgi membrane; vesicle-mediated transport; intracellular protein transport
Cellular component (GO): cytoplasm; trans-Golgi network
Molecular function (GO): GTPase activity; GTP binding
Source: RefSeq, a predicted model, not a curated record
CGUAACGCGUACUAGUACUGGAUUCGAUUAACUGGGUAUUGUUCAAACUUCACGGAUCGUUGAAUCUCAUCAUCAGUUUAUAGUUAAUUGUAUUCUUUUUGUGACGAGCAGCUGUAUGAUUAAUACUUUCAUGUAUGAACAAGGGGAUGUUUCCUUGACUAUAAUUUGGUGUAACUCAUGGGACGCGAGUUAAAAUCAACCAUCGGCGCCGACUGAAUUGGACAGUGGAAGUGGAAUUCAGAAUCAGUUUUUUGACUAGAUGAUACCAUUUGGAAUUGCAGUUGCAAGUUCGUGUUUCAAGCAAUUUUAGCCACGCCAGUGGCAUAUUGCAAAUGCAAUGGGUUAUGUCUUCUCCAAGAUCUGGAGUCUUUUCAACAAUGAAGAACACAAGGUGAUCAUAGUAGGCCUGGAUAAUGCAGGCAAAACAACUAUACUCUAUCAAAUUUUGAUGAACGAGGUAGUGCAUACGUCACCCACCAUCGGUAGCAAUGUGGAGGAAGUCACAUGGAAAAACAUACACUUUUUAAUGUGGGACAUAGGAGGGCAGGAUUCACUACGCACAGCAUGGAGCACGUACUAUGCAGGCACACAGUUUAUCAUUCUAGUAAUUGAUAGCACCGACAGAGAAAGGUUGCACAUAAGCAAAGCAGAACUCUACCAGAUGUUAGCUAAUGAGGACCUGAGGCAUGCUGCGGUUCUCCUCUACGCAAACAAACAAGACCUCAAGGGCUCCAUGUCAUCGGCGGAAAUCUCACAACAGCUCAACCUAACAUCAGUCAAAGAUCAUGCCUGGCAUAUACAGGCCUGCUGUGCUCUUACAGGAGAGGGACUAUAUCAAGGCUUAGAAUGGAUCGCCAAUCAGAUCAGAAGAUGACGAAGGUUUCUAUCCCGUCUGUCACUCUGUCUCUUCAAUGUCCUCCAUUCUCAGUCUCUUUUUGAUAUCCUAGAAGUAGCUAGCAGAAGAGCCUUUCGUAGUUCUACUCAAACUCUUGUCAGUGGUAACAGGCCAGCAAGUAUCCAGCUCUCCGGCAAACUUGAAAAGUCUCCAUAAGCCCCCGAUUCUGAUGGAUGUAUUGCCAAGUACAGUAAUGUAAGAACAGGGUUGUGUACAUGUACAUAAAAGCCAAGAAUGGUCAACCAACACUUUGCGCACGAAGUGAUCUUAAGAGCAACAGAUCAUCACUUAUUACAUAGGAAAGCACAUGAGCUACUCCUCUAACGACAGAAUGUGUUAUACUGAAUCCUGUUCACACUGUUUUAAUAUUGAGUGUCUACAUACUGACUGUCUUUGAACACAUUGCCCUACCAUAGUGAACACACCACAAAAGGGGCUAAGCACUACUCAAGGAGUACUUCAUAGCAUUAUGGGAACUCACCUCACAGUUGCUCGCCACUGUUUGUUGUAACACACACGGAGACCCAAUGACCCAUCUCUGGAAUAGUGUUUGAAAUCUGUGAGUGCAAAAAGGACUCGUAUGCCAUCUUCUGAACAUGGAGUAUGUAACACUGUAAUGACUUUUAGGUGUAUCUGCAGAGAAUGCUGUUGUACUUGCAAAAUGACCAUUUAACCUUCCAAUGAUAUUAUGUGAAUGCGAAAAGGACUUGUAUGCCAUUUUCUGAGUGAGGAGUUCUGUAACGGAUCAUGUGUGUCAAUUGCUGCACAAAAUAUUGAAAUGGUAGCAGUGAUCAUUUAACCUUCAUAUGAUCAUGAUUGAGUAUGCGAUUGCAAAAAAAAAGGAGUUAUGAAUGGUCAUGUAUUAAAGCAUGGAGUGGAAUGUUGUAAUGAACUACACAAUGUACAUGCCACUUUGAAUGCAAAAUGUGAAAUGUUUAAAUACUUAGAAUUGAUCAUUUAUUUAACCUCACAGUUA